GUCGUUGUCUAAAUAAUGAGGAAUCUUGGCAGUCCCUGCUGAACCACGCCACUAAAUCCGAGCCAAACUCCCAUCACGAAAUUUUAUUUCUGCAUUCCACAACUCCACUUAAAAGUGAUUUGGAACAGAUGACACACACGGUUGCGUGAUAUUCCAGAAGUUCGUUUAAUAUUUACCCUAUGACAUAUUGGGAGAUAGAGCUGCAGUAAAUUAAUUUAAUACAUGACCACUUCGGGAAUACCGGACCAUUUGUCUAACGAAACGAAAGUGAACAGAUUCCUGCGCUUCUGCCUUGCUAGUCUUGUCUACACGGAAUUCCACCAUGCUAGCUGCAAGUUAAUUGGACAUUGGCGGUCUCCCGGGGAGCGCCACGAAUCCCGCAGACGCCAGGGCACUGCAAGUUCACCACUGGCGCGGGCUGCUCUGUGCGUUAGAGCGCGCUUUCGAAUAAAUCUGAGACCUUACGCAGAGUGAUAACAAGGAACUCUUUACGUUUUGGGGCGGACUAACUUUCAACAACAUUUGUGUUUUCAGAGGUGGUGUUAAGCCGCAAAGUUAGCUGUUAAUUUUCGACUUCACAUUUGUGAGAAGAAGUCCCAAGCUUCCCCUGACGGGAAUUCUCAUGGCAUUUAGGCUCUAGAAAGUAUGUCAACGGACUCACCUAUAUAUUGAAGACUCACUUUAGACUACGGGGAUACAUCAUACAGCUACCUACCAACGAUACAGAGAGGUACCAUUCUUCAGCUGUCCAGUUACCUCACCGUGAGCUGCUAAACGAGAUCCCAAGGCCAGCCCAGCUCAGGAGCCCUGCAGGGUCCACCACCACCAGGCUGCCCACGUAUACUACAGCACCCACCCCAGGAGCAGUAGGCCAUCCCCAGCCCGGCCCAGCCCAGAACACCACCCUCUUCGGAGCCUGGGAUGGGAGGGCCCUCCGCCUGGAGCUCCAGGAGCUCCAUAGCUCAAGGGAAGAGCAGGCCGCCCUGGCCCCAGCUCGGGGUGGGGUUGCUGGGGAUGCUGUUACUGAUCCCCGCUCCCGCCGUGGAUGCCAUGAAACAGAGCCUGCCCCGGGUCACCCUGAGCCACAAAGAGUUGCUGCACUCGGGCAGCGUGGUGCUGUUCCAGGGCCUGGGGGAGUCCCUGCACUCCCACACCCUGCUGCUGGACGAGGAGAGGGGCCGACUGUUGCUGGGGGCCCGGGACCACGUCUACUAUCUCAACCCAGAUAACCUCAACGUGCAGCCCAGGAAGAUCAGUUGGCCAGCUUCACGUGAGAGGGUGGAGAUGUGUAAAUUGGCUGGCAAGAACGCACAAACGGAGUGCGCCAACUUUGUGCGGGUGCUGCAUAACUACAACCGGACCCACGUGUACGCGUGCGGCACGGGGGCCUUCCACCCCACCUGCGCCUUCCUGGAGCUGAGCGGGCGGAGAGAGGACGGUGCAUUCCAGCUGAUCGGCAGCAGUGCGGAGUCCGGCAGGCUGAAGUGCCCUUUUGACCCCUGGCAACCCUUCGCCUCAGUGCUAACAGACCAGUACCUGUACGCCGGCACAGCCUCAGACUUCCUGGGGAAAGACUCCACGUUCACACGCUCGCUGGGUCCACCUCCAGACCAGCACUUCAUCCGCACGGACAUCUCUGAGGACUACUGGAUCAACGAGGGCAGGUUUAUAGCGGCCCUUCCCAUAUCGGACACUUUCAACCCUGACGACGACAAGAUUUACUUCUUUUUCCGUGAGGCGAGUCGCGACGGAAGCGUUUCGGAAAAACGCGUCCUCUCCCGCGUGGCUCGAGUUUGUAAGAAUGAUGUUGGUGGGUUGCGGAGCCUGACCAACAAAUGGACCACAUUCCUCAAAGCCAGACUGGUCUGCUCCAUCCCCGGGCCAGAUGGAGUCGACACUCACUUUGACGAACUGCAGGAUAUCUUCCUAAUGCCAACCAGAGAUGAGACCAACCCUAUGGUGUAUGGAGUCUUCACCACCAGCAGCUCCAUUUUUAAGGGCUCAGCAGUGUGUGUGUAUAGCAUGGCGGACAUUCGAGCGGUCUUUAAUGGGCCCUAUGCACACAAGGAGGGACCCGACCACCGCUGGAUCGAAUACGAGGGACGCAUUCCUUACCCGCGGCCAGGAACGUGCCCCAGUCGCACCUAUGACCCUCGCAUCAAGAGUACCAAGGACUUCCCCGACGAGGUCAUCAGCUUCAUCCGCUUCCACCCGCUCAUGUACCGCAACGUCUACCCCGUCACGCGCCGGCCCGUCUUCACGCGCGUCAACACCGACUACCGCCUCACCCAGAUCGCCGUGGACCGUGUGCACGCAGAGGACGGCCAGUACGCCGUCAUGUUCCUGGGCACAGAUAUUGGCUCAGUGCUGAAGGUGGUGAGCAUAACUCAGGAGAACUGGGCCACAGAGGAAAUUAUUCUGGAGGAACUUCAGGUGUUCAAGACGUCCUCACCAAUUCUAAACAUGGAGUUAUCUUCGAAGCAGCAACAGCUAUACGUGGGCUCGGCGGAGGGUCUGGCGCAGGUGUCGCUGCACAGGUGUGAUAUUUACGGGCAGGGCUGCGCCGAGUGCUGCCUGGCCAGGGACCCUUACUGUGCCUGGGAUGGGAACCAGUGCUCACGCUACAUCCCUGCAUCCAAGAGGCGGGCCAGGAGACAGGACAUAAAGCAUGGUGACCCAUACAGCCAAUGCUGGGACACGGAGGAGGGCCGAGAUGUGGAGGAGAAGUCGAUGUUUGGCGUGGAGACCAACUCCACCUUCCUUGAGUGCGUGUCCAGAUCGCAGCAGGCUCAGAUCCGCUGGUUCUACCAGAAGCCUGGCUCCGACAUCAGGGAGGAGGUGAAAGCUGACGAUCGCGUCCUGGUGACCGAGCGGGGGUUGCUGAUUCGCUGGCUGCAGCAGGCCGACACAGGCACCUACGUCUGCACGUCUCAGGAGCAGCGCUUCACCCGCACCCUGCUGCAGUUCUCGGUCCGCGUCCUCCAGCCCGGCCAGCUCGAUGGCCCGGUGCCGCCCCAGCGAGGACCCUCUGAGGACCCCUCCUUCGCAUCCCAGGCCACGGCGGUGGAGGCCCGACAGCGCUACAAGGACUUCUUGCGGGUGCUGAGCGGGCCGGCGCGCUCCGUGGACGAGUACUGCGAGACGAUGUGGUUCCGAGAGAAGCGAACGCGCCAGCGGGGGAAGUGGAAGCACAUGCAGGAGAUGCGCAAGAGCCGCAACCGGCGGCAUCACCACUAGGGAGGCGCCAAAGGAGUUUUUUUUUUUUUAAUUCAGGGACCAGCCUCAAAGCAACACGUUCAAUCUGCCUCCUGAAAAGACUUAACGCACACAGCAUGUUUCAGCCAACCAAAGCAACACAAACAUUUUUUUCUUCACCUAUUUCUCAUUGCAUUGUAACUAUGUAAUGAUAAUAUAGUAUAAUUGUGAUUGAGGCAACAGAACUGGGGUCCGUUUCUCGAUUCUUGUCGUUGCUAACCGCCUUAAGACCGUCUUACCGUUCCCUUGGAUUUAGUGGUGAGCGUCGCUAUCGAGAGAGAGUUGAGUCGCUCUUACGAAGGACUUUGCUAACGACGAUAGCAAAGACGCAUUCGAGAAACGGACCCCUGUAUAGUCAGACAUAGUCCUAACUAUUAUUUACGAAAAUAAAAAGCAAUGUCCACGUUCCAUUUUUUAAUGUCUGUUACACAUUAUUGCAAAAUGCAGUAACAGUGCAAUGAGGAUAAUCUAAUUAACAAUUGUAUCAUUAAGCUAUGAAAAAACACAUUUUCACUUUGGUUAGCUAUUGUAAAAUAGCUAACAAUGCAGCUAAAUUUUGUUUGUAAGAUAUGAUCUUUGUCAUAUGGUUAGUUAAAUCCCUUCAAUUUUGGCAUCUUUUUGUUUUGGUGGGUUAGCGUUGUUUGGAAAGCUAAGAUAUUUGUCAUAUGCUAAGCUGAAAUUGUUACCACACCAUGAAACCAUAGAGCAUUCCAUAGUACACUGAAUUUCUUCCAGCAGAUUGCUACAGUUGAUGUGGGGAAUGAAAACACAUAUAUAACUUCAAACUAACAGCCUGAAUAGCUUUGAAUGUAUUUUAGACUGCUAGGGAAAAAACAAAAACAAACGAGAUCCACAGCGCUCCAGAAUCUCAGUCUGCUUCCCUUGGGUUAGCGGACCUAAAAUUAGCCUGCACUAUGGGGUUUUCGAGGACCUUGUUGGGUCCCGACAGAGAAUAAGGGUUAGUGAAGACGAAUGCCUUAGGGGAGGGUUGAACUAUGGAAUGUUCUGGAGGGGGAGGGAAGUUUUAAACACAGAAAUGGCUCUGAGGGUAUUUGUUGAGGUAGUUGUAUUUAGAAAUACAGUGAAUAGAUGUCUCUUAUCGUAAUGGAUGUAGUCAAAUGGUUGGAAAUGUCUCUGUGGUUUAUUGACCACCGUUUCAUAGAGGCAGCUUCAUAGACUCUGACACAGUGUUUGGCUUUGCUAAACUAAAAAAAAAAUCACAAUGUCAUAAAAACCUUCAGGACGAUCGUACAUAUCUCUGUCCGUGACUUGGUUAAUUUUUUUGUUUCUUUGUUUUAAAUUGGAUUUCCCUGCCUGUCAUACAUUGAGGGAAUGUUAGUAUCCCCGCUGCCAACAAAAAGGGGGAUAUUUUUUGUUUUAAAAUGAAACGCAUAUGGCCCAAAUACCCUCCUUUGUCACGUGACAUGCAAUGAAAACACAUUCAUGUUGAAUGUCUGUAAAUAUUUAUACCACUUGUACAGGAGAAAAAACUGCAUGCUAUUGUUCUGACUCACAUAAUAUGUAGGGUUGUGCUUAAGCAUAGUGACAGCAGCGGAGAUGCGAGAGGACUCCAUCUGGCCACUGAUUAGUGUGGACUGCAGAUUGAAACGGAUAAGCGGAGUGGUAGAGGCUCUGUUUAUGAAAUGGGCAUCGGUCCAGCCAGUCAAUUUAAAUUCCACCUCGAUGGGCUAAAUUGCUGUAAUGACAAUGGACACUCACCCACCAUCUUUGAAAAAGAAAAGGCCUACAUGCUUAGAUUUUAGGUGGUGCAAAAUAUCAAUUUUUUUUGUAUGUUGAUAAUGUUUUUUGUUUUUGUAGGUAGGCCGUUCAUGAUAUUAUUUAAAUUUCUGAUGUAUACAUAGCUCUGUAAUUAAUUAAACUCUUUUGUUCCUUGUACACGUCAGUCUAUGCUUAUGUGUUUUAUUUUCCUCGUGGCCCUUGACUCUUUAACCAAG
Molecule: messenger RNA, 5210 nt
Organism: Engraulis encrasicolus (European anchovy)
Lineage: Eukaryota; Metazoa; Chordata; Actinopteri; Clupeiformes; Engraulidae
Gene: sema3d
Product: sema domain, immunoglobulin domain (Ig), short basic domain, secreted, (semaphorin) 3D
Exons: 18
Coding region: 922-3237 (771 amino acids)
Biological process (GO): axon guidance; semaphorin-plexin signaling pathway; negative regulation of axon extension involved in axon guidance
Cellular component (GO): plasma membrane
Molecular function (GO): chemorepellent activity; semaphorin receptor binding
Source: RefSeq, a predicted model, not a curated record